This is a messenger RNA of Protobothrops mucrosquamatus (brown spotted pit viper), 650 nucleotides long. It is a transcript of the gene CHCHD10, whose product is annotated as coiled-coil-helix-coiled-coil-helix domain containing 10. Lineage: Eukaryota; Metazoa; Chordata; Lepidosauria; Squamata; Viperidae. Gene Ontology annotation, cellular component: mitochondrion; nucleus. Bases 1 to 468 code for a protein of 155 amino acids. The transcript has 4 exons. The record is from RefSeq and is a predicted model, not a curated record. Gene Ontology annotation, biological process: mitochondrion organization.
AUGGAGAUUUGCUGGUCCAGACUUGCUGCCUUCUGGAUGAUUCAGCUAAAAAGCAAUCGAGAGGAGAGCAGUCCAGCAGCGUCUCAUGCUUCACUUCCUGCUCAUCCUCCUCCUUCCGCCAUGGGCACUCCUGCUCCGCCUCAGCAGCCCGGCUUGAUGGCCCAGAUGGCUACUACAGCAGCAGGGGUGGCUGUUGGCUCUGCCGUGGGCCACGUGGUCGGUGGCGCUCUCACAGGGGCAUUCAGUGGUGACAGCAGCUCCUCCCAGCCCGCGAAAGUGGCCAGCAGCCCUGUCCAGGAGUCCAGGCAGAUACCAACCCAUCAGCCAUCCCAGUAUGGACCUUGCCUGUAUGAGAUGAGGCAGUUCCUGGAUUGUGCUACUAACCAGAGUGACUUGACCUUGUGUGAGGGCUUCAACGAGGCCUUGAAGCAAUGCAAGGAAGCCAGUGGUGUGACUUCCCUCUUGUGAAGAAAUGAGAAAGGUCAACCCUAAGCCACAAAAGGACAAAGAGAAUUAGCAGAGAAUCUGACCAGCUCAACCUGGUUUACUCAGAUGUAGAUUUAUAAGCAAGGAAAGGUUUUAAAUGCAAGGAUAAAUUGAUUUUUGUACAGAGGAAAGUCAAAUAAAAGCAGAUGGUUUAUUUAAAGCUA